This is a messenger RNA of Klebsormidium nitens, 2801 nucleotides long. The record is from the annotation of a GenBank genome assembly. Lineage: Eukaryota; Viridiplantae; Streptophyta; Klebsormidiophyceae; Klebsormidiales; Klebsormidiaceae.
GGAUAAGGUUCAGAAAUUCUAGGUAUGCAUACGGUAUGCUUCAUUAAGUUGGCCUAGCUCUUUCGAAGUCCCAUCAUAGGUACGGCUACAUAGUGCAGGUACCUACCUAGUUUUUCGUCCAGGCGCUGCGGGGUCAGAGUGCUCAACUGAGAGCAACAAGCCUUAAAAUUGCAGCUACCACAGACUACUACCGGUACUUUCUACCUACAGACAGCAAGUCACAGAAGAGCAUAGGAGAUGAAAUGCGGGCAUCCAAGACUCUCCGUACCUACUCGAAGACGUCAUGCCUUCCCCACGCCUCCUUCAACUUCAAGCAAGGUCUGGACUCUGCCGUCGCAAAACCAGCGCCACAUUAUCGUUCUGCAGUGGCUGCAACCUGGGAUCAAGUUUGUUGUGAUGUUGAAACCCAAGGAGGAGUUAGAAUCAGACUUGUGUUUGCUGAUUUCGCAGCUGGUACGUGGUCAGCUCGCAGUCCCACCGCCUCCUCCUUCGUAACAACACGCAGACAACCUCUUUCCAGCUGCGUUCGUCCCUCUGCCCAAACCCGCAGCUACUGCACUUCCGCUCCUCAAAAGCGCGCAACCCUUCAGCCACGUCUGGGCGCAAGCCAGCUCAGCUAGUGACGCGUCACAAUGGGUGACAACGUCACCGCGAUCAUGGAGGAGCCAAUGGAAUUUCUCGACACCGGGAACAACGCAUGGCAGCUCACGAGCGCCACCUUCGUCGGGCUGCAAACCAUGGUCGGGCUCGUGAUGCUCUACGGGGGCAUCGUGAAGAAGAAGUGGGCGGUCAACUCCGCGUUCAUGGUCAUGUACUCGUACGCGUGCAUCCUGAUCGUGUGGGUGCUGUGCGGAUACCGUAUGAGCUUCGGGCAGUACAUGCUGCCGAUCCUGGGCAAGCCGGGGACCGCCCUCGGCGCGGGGUUCCUGACGGUGCAGGCGCAUUUGUACGAGGCGGAGCUGGAGUUGAGCUACGGGAUGUCGACGAUCGUCUACUUCCAGUUCGUCUUUGCGGCCAUCACGCCGGUCCUGAUCGCGGGGUCGCUGCUCGCGCGGAUGAACUUCAUUGCGUGGAUGAUCUUCGUGCCGCUGUGGCACGUGUUCUCCUACACGGUCGGGGCGUUUUCGAUGUGGGGCGGGGGUUGGGGUUUCCAAUGGGGCAUCCUGGACUUUGCGGGGGGUUACGUGAUCCACGUGUCGUCUGGGACUGCCGGCUAUGUUGCAGCAUACUGGCUCGGCCCGCGCCUGCUGCGCGACCGCGAGCGCUUCGUCCCCAACAACAUCAUCUUCACCCUCGCCGGCGCCGGCAUGCUCUGGCUCGGCUGGAAUGGAUUCAACGGCGGUGCGCCCUACGCCGCAAAUGUUGAUGCGGGUCUCGCUGUCUUGAACACCAACAUCGCGGCUGCCACCAGCAUGCUGGUGUGGACCCUCUGUGACACUCUCUACUUUGGCAAGCCGUCCUGCAUCGGUGCCGUUCAGGGGAUCAUCACGGGACUCGUCGUCAUCACACCUGGAGCAGGCUUCAUCCCGGGCUGGGCCUCGAUUGUGAACGGCAUUCUGUCCGGCUCCAUCCCGUGGUACUCCAUGAUGGUACUCCAGAAGAAGGUCAAGUUCCUGUACCACAUCGACGACACGCUCGGGAUUAUUCAUACCCACGCCCUCGCGGGCGUCAUGGGGGGCGUUCUCGCGGGCGUGUUCACCAUGCGCAAGCUGGCCGCCGAGUUCGAGACGCCGCUGCCGUCGUACGGGCUCAUCCAGGGGGGGAUCGGCCAGGUGGGCAAGCAGAUCGUGGGGGCGCUCUUCAUCAUCGGCUGGAACAUCAUCAUGACGUCACUCAUCAUGAACUUCAUCAAGAUCAUCUGCCGCGUGCCGCUGCGCAUGAGCGACGAGCAUCUGGAGAUCGGCGACGAGGCGGCGCACGGGGAGGACGCAUAUGCCCUCUGGGGCGAGGGCGACACUUAUGACGAGUCCGUGCACGGGUGGUACGGAUACGACAAGACCGUCCACGGCGACCAGAAGAUCGGGCCGCCCAGAAAGGGGAAGACGGAGGCUGAGUUGGCGAACGGAAGCGCGCAGUAAUGCGCGCGGAGGGAAACAGUGUGAGAAGGUCUUGGGGGGGUAAGAAACAGCCCGGAGUGAGGGGGGAGAGUACGUGCAAGGUUGGGUUGGCACAGAUGAGGAAAGGGGCAGUGAGUUUAUAAUACGUUGGGGGGUUAUGUGGCAAGAAAAGAAGGGAGGAGACUCUGCAUAAUCGAGCUCGUCUGACGACAAAUCGAGGUUUGUUUCGUAUGUAUACGGCGUCGGAAGCUGGGAAUCUGAUAAUAAGAGUAAGACGGCGAUAGAUUGGGCCGGUGCGAACAUACGCCGGGGGCAGGUAAAUCAAAGCAGUCUAUUGGGGUGUAAUCCGAAUUUCAAUAUAAGCACCCCAUAGUGGUGCUGGCAUAAGGUACUGACCGCCCUAAGACAGCGUUCUGUUGUAUAGCUACGUGAGAAAAUGCAGUCAGUUGUUGGUAAGAUUAUAGACACUAUUAGACGCUACUUUUCCAGUGAAAGACGGAAAGCAGUCUUUGCUAUCUUUCACGUACGGUUCUCAUCGGAGCGAGUAUGCUCUGUAUACGGGGGUCGUUAGGUUGUCAGCUUAUUCAUACGUAGUCUAAGUACAAGAUUCGCAGCAGCAAUCUUCCUACUAGUAGCCGUGGGACAGUUGAAAACUGCUUUUAUCAAGGGCCAUCGUCUGAUACUUUAUAUCAAUGUCAUGUGCACUGCCUUCUCAGCAGAAUGGAAACACGUGCGUAGCCCGUC